AUGAGCAUUAGAUGGCCAAGAGUGUUAACCCCAACGCUUCUUUCUCAAAUCCUAAAGAAGCAAAAGAGCCCUGUAACAGCACUGCGUCUCUUCGACCAAGUAAAAGAGAGGUUCCCUAGUUACAACGGUCACAACGGCUCCGUGUACGCCACCAUGAUCAACAUUCUCGGAAAAUCCAAUCAUAUAUUAGAAAUGAAAUAUGUUAUAGAGAAGAUGAAGGAAGAUUCUUGUGAGUGUAAAGAUACAGUUUUUGCAUCGGUUAUUAAAACAUUCUCCAGAGCUGGGAGGCUUGAAGAUGCCAUCUCUCUCUUCAAGAGCCUCCAUGAGUUCAACUGUGUGAAUUGGACUUUAUCUUUCGAUACUCUUUUGCAGGAGAUGGUUAAAGAGUCGGAGUUUGAAGCUGCUUGUCAUAUAUUCAGAAAGUAUUGUUAUGGUUGGGAGGUGAGUUCUAGAAUCAAGGCUUUGAAUUUGCUUAUGAAGGUUCUUUGUCAGGUCAAGCGCUCUGAUUUGGCUUCUCAUGUCUUUCAAGAGAUGAACUACCAGGGAUGUUAUCCGGACAGAGACAGUUACAGGAUUUUGAUGAAAGGGUUUUGUCUUGAAGGGAAACUUCAUGAAGCGACGCAUUUGUUGUAUUCAAUGUUCUGGAGGAUCUCUCAGAAAGGUUCAGGUGAGGACAUUGUGGUUUACAGGAUUCUGUUGGAUGCGUUGUGUGAUGCUGGAGAGGUUGAUGAGGCUGUUGAGAUUCUUGGUAAGAUCUUGAGAAAAGGACUAAAGGCACCUAAAAGAUGUUAUAAUCAUAUUGAAGCUGGUUAUUGGGAAGGUACCAGUGAAGGUAGAGAACGUGUGAAGCGUUUGUUGACAGAGACUUUGAUCAGAGGUGCUAUCCCUAGUUUGGAUAGCUAUACUGCCAUGGCUAAUGAUCUAUUCGAGGAAGGUAGGCUUGUUGAAGGUGAAGAAGUGCUUCUUGCAAUGCGAAGGAAAGGCUUUGAGCCAACACCUUUUAUCUAUAGUGCCAAGGUGAAAGCACUGUGUAAAGCAGGGAAGGUUGAAGAAGCUGUUUCUGUUAUCAACAAGGAGAUGAUGGAAGGUCAUUGCCUACCAACAGUUGCUGUGUAUAACGUUCUUAUAAAAGGCUUAUGCAACCAAGGGAAAUCAAUAGAGGCUGUUGGAUAUCUUAAAAUAAUGUCUAAGCAUGUUUCUUGUGUAGCUAAUGAAGAAACAUAUCAAACUCUAGUGGAUGGUUUGUGUGGUGAUGGUAGAUUUGUAGAAGCAAGUCAGGUCAUGGAAGAGAUGUUGAUUAAAAAUUUCUUCCCUGGUGUUGAAACUUACAAUGUGAUGAUUAAAGGUCUUUGUGGUAUGAAUCAUCGGUAUGAAGCUGUGAUGUGGUUGGAAGAAAUGGUUAGUCAGGAUAUGGUGCCUGAAUCUUCUGUGUGGAAUGCUUUGGCUGAGUCUGUCUGCUUUGGUUCCGUUGAUGUUGUUGACAUGCUUGAGCAUCUAAUUAGUAGCAGAUGUUAG
Molecule: messenger RNA, 1515 nt
Organism: Eruca vesicaria subsp. sativa (arugula)
Lineage: Eukaryota; Viridiplantae; Streptophyta; Magnoliopsida; Brassicales; Brassicaceae
Source: the annotation of a GenBank genome assembly